UAAAUCAACAAACAUCACCACGUUACGUUCCAGUUGAAACGCGAACCCAAUAAUCCAUCAACCCUAACUCCAAACACAAUUCUAGGGCUCCGAUUAACGAUCAAACCACUCCAAUCCAACAGUAAAACCUGCUAAUUCAGAUUCAAUCAAUGGCAAAUAGCAACAAAAGAGACGAACCUUUAACAGCUCCACCGGUCGAUCAAUGGUUUGACCUAACCCUAGGUUCCUCUUUUCAGGACAAUCCGUCUUCCAAAUUCUGCACUCUUCGCUAUGAAUUUAAGCCUGCAUCAAUCGAUAAGAACCAGCCUGGUAAAUUGCACAAGAGUAAAGAUAAUAAAGUGGCAGUUGAAUUUCAAAACAACCAACCAGGGAAACCUAAAGUCUGUUUUGACGGUAGCAUAGAGGAUUACAAGGAUAACGAUGCAGUUUUGUUCUUUGACGGGUCGAGUUUUAGGUUAGAGCGGUUACAUAGAUCGGUUAAGCGGUUAAGGCAUGUUCGGCAACCUGGCGAGUCUGCAGCGGUUGGUGCCACUAGUUUAUCAGUGCCGGUUCCUGAGUCUAGCUCACCGCCACUUGGGAAGGGACCUAAAACGCAGCCGUCAAAUAAGAACUUACUUCCUCCAUCCGUUGAAGUUGAACGAAUUGAAAUUGGGAACUUUAAAGGUUUCGAUGGGAAGGCUAGAGAAGAAAAGGUUAUCGAUAAUCCACCAGUCCCGCCAAAUUCAUUCUAUACAUCACCCGACCAGAAGACCGAUGAUGACCUGGACGAACAGCUGGACAUUCUCAACAAUGAUGAUGAUGAAAUUGACAUUGGUGGAACCGAUAAUAUGGAGCCUGUAUUACCAGAAAGACAACCAUUUACCGGAAUUGACAUUAAUAUCCCACAUCAAAACGAAAGUGAUGAUGAGAUUGCAGAGGUUGAUGUGAGUGAUGAUGAUGGGGACGGAGUCGCAAAUGCCGCAGAAGCGCUAAGAGCACAACUGAAUGCUGAAGAAAGAAAAGAACCAUCUUCGAGCUCUGGUGAUAGUAGCGGCAGUGACAGCGGGAGUAGUAGUAGCAGCAGUAGUAGUGAUAGUGAAAGCAGUGAUGGUGACUCUGUUAACUCUAUUUAAGAAACUUAUACGAGUUUUCAUUCAUGUAACCUCUCUUUUGUUAAGAUAUGUGUAUCAUGAAACCAAAAACACCUUGGAAGUUAAAAAGAAAACAGAAUAUUGAGAUCGACAGCUGGGAUUGUUUAUUCGAGAAUGGUCGUUGAUACAUAAUCAAUGAUUUCUUCAUUGAA
Messenger RNA from Helianthus annuus (common sunflower), 1282 nucleotides. RefSeq names its product ELL-associated factor 1. The record is from RefSeq and is a predicted model, not a curated record. Gene Ontology annotation, molecular function: transcription elongation factor activity. Gene Ontology annotation, cellular component: super elongation complex. NCBI's taxonomy places the organism in Eukaryota, Viridiplantae, Streptophyta, Magnoliopsida, Asterales, Asteraceae. Gene Ontology annotation, biological process: positive regulation of DNA-templated transcription; regulation of transcription elongation by RNA polymerase II. Bases 150 to 1112 code for a protein of 320 amino acids. The transcript has 4 exons.